Vigna angularis (adzuki bean) is the source of this 1146-nucleotide messenger RNA. RefSeq names its product calcineurin B-like protein 8. NCBI's taxonomy places the organism in Eukaryota, Viridiplantae, Streptophyta, Magnoliopsida, Fabales, Fabaceae. The record is from RefSeq and is a predicted model, not a curated record. Bases 333 to 977 code for a protein of 214 amino acids. The transcript is spliced from 8 exons. Gene Ontology annotation, biological process: calcium-mediated signaling. Gene Ontology annotation, molecular function: calcium ion binding; kinase binding.
GCAACAUAAAAGGACAAAAUAAAGAGUGGAAAAUGAUAGAUAAAGUGAAAGGAAUUGAAGAGAGAAAUAAAAUAAUAAAUAUAGCAGAAAAUGGAUGUAUGAGAAUAACUCGUUUUGUAAUACAAUAAGGGUAAACAAUGUUUGAACUUGAAAUCUUUGGUAAAUUACACAAACUCCCACUAGAGUUUGCAUCAAUUGGGUGAAAGAGACUUAAUAAUGACACAUUAGCAGAGUCUUCUAGAGAUUGAUCAUGAACUUAAACAUUUUUCUCUUUGAUGUUUAACAGUGCUGUCUCUGACAUAAUUACGUCCUAUAAUCCUUAAACUGAAAUUAUGUCAAUGACUAUGAGCUGCUUUUGCUUGAAGAAAGCUAGACCAAAGACUAAGCUAGAACUAUCCACCGUUCUUGCUUCGGAAACAUCCUUUACUGUGAAUGAGAUUGAGGCUUUGCUUUGCUCGUUUAAGAAACUAAGUAGUGCAAUUGUUGAUGAUGACUUCCUUCACAAGGAGGAGUUCCAUCUUGCACUUUUUAAUAAUGAUAGCAAGCAGAAUCUAUUUGCAGAUAGGGUAUUUGAUAUGUUUGACAUCAAGCGUGAUGGAGUAAUUAGCUUUGGGGAGUUUGUUCGCUCGCUGAGUAUCUUUCAUCCAAAUGCCUCUGAAGAGAAGAAAAUUGAAUUUGCAUUUAGAUUGUUUGACCUUACACAGAGUGGAUACAUUGAGCAUCACGAGUUGAAGGAAAUGGUGUUGGCUGCUCUCACUGAAUCAGAUGUUACAGUUCCCGAUGAUGUUGUUGAAGCAAUUGUGUACAGGACAAUGCUGGAGGUUGAUUCAAAAGGAGAUGGUAAGAUAGAUAACGAAGAGUGGAGAGAUUACGUGACACAAAAUCCUUCUCUUCUGAAGAUCAUGACUCUACCCUUUCUAAAGGAUAUAACCCUCGCAUUUCCCAGCUUUAUUUUGAACACUGAGAUGGAAGACUAGCUAUACUAGGCAGCCACACUUGCUCCUUGAAUACAUUGUAUAAUAUGUUGAAAACACCAACCCGUCCCGUGUUCACUGCUUCAAAGACAGAAAAAUUAUAUAGUACUAGGAAAGAUUUUCAUACUGAUAUCGAGAAACACUCUCAGUGUGGCCAAAAAACAAUUGUAUC